Molecule: messenger RNA, 5414 nt
Organism: Gymnodraco acuticeps
Lineage: Eukaryota; Metazoa; Chordata; Actinopteri; Perciformes; Bathydraconidae
Gene: slc39a10
Product: solute carrier family 39 member 10
Exons: 11
Coding region: 296-2824 (842 amino acids)
Biological process (GO): positive regulation of B cell receptor signaling pathway; intracellular zinc ion homeostasis; zinc ion import across plasma membrane
Cellular component (GO): membrane
Molecular function (GO): zinc ion transmembrane transporter activity
Source: RefSeq, a predicted model, not a curated record
AGCCAGUCAUAUGACAGCCCAGACUCAAAUGUGGCGGAAAGAAGCGUCAGUGCAUUCCUCAAAGCCCUGCGCAAAUAGCGCAGACAGACGGUCCGCCCUUUGCCCAGACUUUACGGAGUUUUCGCAAGAGCCGUUGGUGAAUGGCGUCCGUUCUUUGACGUAAGCCGGGCUCUUUUUUGGUACCGAGCGGAGAGGAGAUGCACACGGCACUCGAGUGAGAGUGCGUCAUUCAGAAGAGUUGGAAACCCCCCUCAAACGGUAGCAUCAGAACUGGGGGCCAAGCAGAAAGAAACGUAUGCUGGGGACCAGAAGUAAGGGGAUAAUGCGAGUCCACGUGCACACCAAGUUCUGUUUCCUGUGUGUGCUCACCUUCCUCUUCCAUCAGUGCAACCACUGCCAUGGAGAAGAACAUAGCCAUCAGCACGGUGGACACCCCCACACCGACCACGACGAAGUCCACUCCGACCUGCAGAUUUCCGAGGAUUCGUAUGUGAAAGGAGCCACUUUUUCCUCCGAGUCCAAGAGUCCUCCAGGGCAAACUCUAGAGAAGGAGCAGCACUACUACAUCCAACAGCUAUUCAGCCGCUACGGCCAGCAAGACAAGCUCGACUUCGAGGGAUUUCAGAGUCUGCUGUUCAGCUUGGGUCUUGGGGAAGUGAAGUUGGUAGACGCUCAACACGAGGAGCUGGGCCAUGACCACGUGGCUCACCUCGACCUGGUGGAUGUGCAGAAAGGGCAUCACUCGCAUGCAUCCACCACUGAUGGCCACGGGCACGGACAUCCACACCACAAGCCUGCCUCCCACCAUCCACAUACGGAGCAGAAUCCCACAAAGUGCACCCAGCAGACCACUGCUGCCAGUCCAGCUACGGGCGCACAUACAGGACAUGACCACGACCACGCCAAGGUAGUAGAUAGUGAGCAUAAACAUUCUGGCAGACAUGUGCAGGACAAACAAGGCCAUGUCCACAAUCAUGAUCAUGCACAUGACAAAGGGCACAAACACGAGCAGGCACAUGUGCAUUCUAACCACAAGGACGGACCUUCUGAACCUCAUGACCACAGUGAUCACAACGAUAAUGGCCAAGCUGAUCAUGACCACAGCGUCCACAAUCAUGUCCCUGAAGUUCAGACAGGCACAGACAUUCCUCCUCUCAGCCAAGAGCAGAAGCCCUCCGCACAGCUGGAGCCGUCCCAAGCUCCUCAGGUGCCACAGUCCUCCCCCGCCCCUACAGAAACUCAGACCAAGAAGCCGAGAAAGCCAGCCAGGGUCAGGGGACAGCGGGGGCGAAACAAAACCUCUUCUCCAAACACUCGUCAGCCUGAGGCACCCGACCACGAUCACGAUCACAGUCACAGCUAUUCUCAUAAAGAUAAGAGAGAAGCUCCAGGAGGGCCUGGCUCCCCCACCCUGCCAGUCCCCGUUCUGUCCGGCCACCCUAAAGGAUUGUUUCACCAGCAUGGGGAGUGUCUGAACCUGACUCAGCUUCUCACCUACUACGGCCUGAGUCCUGAUUCGCUCAUCUCGCCCAGCCAGUUCACCUACCUGUGUCCCGCCCUGCUCUACCAGAUAGACAGUCGCGUCUGCAUCCGCCAUUUCCACCAGAUGGACGUGGCUCAGGAAGCCUUGGAGCCCGUCAGUUCUGUGUGGGUGUGGCUGUGGGGGUUCGUCUCCAUCACCAUCAUCAGCCUGCUGUCUCUGCUGGGCGUGGUGCUCGUUCCCAUCCUCAAACAGUCCUGCUUCAAGUUCCUGCUCACCUUCCUGGUGGCGCUGGCCGUGGGAACACUGAGUGGAGACGCUCUGCUCCACCUGCUGCCUCACUCUCAGGGGCAGCACGACCACGGCGAGCCCAAGUCGACCGACGAAAGAGAUUAUCUGAAUGACUUUGAUGGAGUGUGGAAGGGCCUCACGGCGCUGGCCGGCAUCUACUUCCUCUUCAUCGUGGAACACUGCAUCGGCAUGUUUCAGCACUACAAAGACCACAAGGGCACGAAGAAGGCUAAUGAGGAGGGCACCAUCGGCAGGAAGUUGUCAGAUCACAAAUUAAAUCGCCGCUCGGAUGCAGAGUGGCUGCACCUGAAGCCUCUCAGUGAAGACCCUGAAGGCACCGCCGUCUCCUGUGACAACGGUCACAACGACACUCAGCUCUCAGAGCUCCAGACGCCGGACUCGCCCACCAACAAAACCCCGUUGGCACCCAAGGUAUCCAGCGAGGAGCACCCGCCCCCCAACAAGGAGAACGGAGGCAAGGCCAAGAAGCACGGACACUCACACGGCCACUCCCACGGGGGGAACUGCCACUCGGACCAGGAGAUGAAGGACGCCGGGAUCGCCAGCAUCGCCUGGAUGGUCAUCAUGGGCGACGGCAUGCAUAACUUCAGUGACGGUCUGGCUAUAGGCGCAGCAUUCAGUGCAAACUUGACGGGAGGCAUCAGCACAUCAGUGGCUGUUUUCUGCCACGAAUUACCUCAUGAACUCGGUGACUUUGCGGUACUGCUGAAAGCGGGGAUGUCAGUGAAGCAGGCCAUCUUCUACAACCUGCUGUCCGCCCUCAUGGCCUACGUGGGCAUGAUCAUCGGCACGGCCGUGGGACAGUACACACACAACGUCACCAGCUGGAUCUUUGCCGUCACCGCGGGCAUGUUCCUGUAUGUGGCGCUGGUGGAUAUGCUGCCGGAAAUGCUCCACGGGGACAGCGAGGACCACAAGCGCUGCCAGCUGGGUCACUUUGUCCUGCAGAACCUCGGCAUGCUGACCGGGUUCGGCAUCAUGCUGCUCAUCGCCAUCUUCGAAGACCGCAUCGUUUUCAAUUUUGGCUUUUAGUCUAGGAGCUAGUGGGGAGGGUAGCUGGGAAGUGAGAGCUGGGUGUAUCAAUAUUGUUCUCCAUGGCCUUAACAUGCUUUGUUUGCGAUGUAACGGCCCAGUGUUGCAUGCAGUGUGGGUCUCGUUCACGGCCAGUGCCUCCAUUCCAAACAUGCAGCUGUAGCUUAUGCAUAUCUCAUGACUCUGCCAGUGAUGUUUACACUCUGCUCCUCCAUUACCUCUCCUCUGUCGGCUCCAAUCUGUCUGCUCCCCGAGAGGAGAAAAAAAAAAAAGGCCCAAUGAAAGAAGAGCGACCGGAGAAGGCCUCUCUGCUCCAAACCAGUGACCUCCAUCUAAAAACGAGCUGUUGGUGGCGCGGGAAAAGCGCAUACCCGCAGAGAGGCAGCUGCCCAUCGCCUAUGCACCGUCACCUGUUGUUAGUGCUUUGUUGUCUCUCAUCCACCCUGUGCUGUGUGCCAUCAUCCAUGCUUCCUACAUCUGCGGUGCGUGUUCCACCCGCCAUCCAUCAUCAGGUUGUGAUGUUAUCACGCUGUGUGUCAUACAUCUCUCAAGCCCUGGCCACUGGAGCAGCGACAGUGACGGAGGUUAGCUUGCGUCUACACCUGGAAGAAAACUUUUUAGAGCUGCAAUAAUUAGACAACUAGGAGUUUAAAACUAAGUCAUGCCUUUUUGAUAUUCGGUUGAUCGUUUUAAGUCAUUUUUAACGGACAAAUGUCAGAAAAUGCCGUUUUGCCUCUUUAAUAUAGAGGUUUCUCAGUUUCAUAUACUUAAGUCACAAUCUUUCUGUUUUGGAUUGAUAAGACGUUAACUCUGACUUUUAGACGCUGGGAUAGACAUUUUUUAUAGUUUUCUGACAUUUUAUUGACCAAGCGAUUAAUCGAUUAGCCUAGAAAAUAAGAUUGAAAAUAAUCAUUUUUUGCAGCCCUGUUUGGCUUAUGUUGCUUGAUAGUCAAAAUGUGUUGACGCCUAAAAGCUACAGUGUCAAAAACGAAACGCGUUCCCCCGACUUUACGUGGCAGAUCUUCCGAAUGGCUCAGUGUUAGUUAGUUUUUUGCUGCAACUUUUUUUCCCAUUUAUGUUUUAUUGUCAAUUAGAUUUUUUUGGGAUCAUUAAAACUUUUGUAGUUCAUAGUGUUUGCUAACACAGCUGCCAAUGCCUUUACAAACUAGCAUUUAAGACUUUUGGUUAGAAAGUAGAAUGUCUGACUUUUUGAAGGGUUCUAUAGUCAGAGAUGUAUCCUCGUUACAUGUUUUAUCUGUCUUUAUAAGAAUCGGCAGUUUCAAAAUGUGAAUUCUGAAAAAGCUAGCUCUUCCUCUCUUCACCUAAAGGUGUUGUAGUUAGCUAGAUUUAUUUAGGGUGCCUCUAUGAGUUCCUAAAGGUUGCUUCGUUCAAUCGGACCACCCGGCAGUGGACCUUUAUUUACAGUAGGUAGGUUGAAAUGUCACACCAAUGCAGAUGGUUUUUAUGUACUGUAAACACAUUAAGUCUUUAUAACAUCAGUAGUAAGAAAGCACAUUUUUGUUGCUGCUAAAUAAUAGUUUUGAAGGUACAAGGAAUCAAUUCCUGACAAUCUACAACAGACCAAUCAAAAGAGGAACAAUUUACCUUGUGUCAGCUUCCCAAACCAUUGAUACAGAUAAAAACAUUUUUGUUUACAAGCAUUCCUCGCGUUUGUACCCCAGGGUGUAUGUUAUAGUCACUCAGAUGACUGUGCCAAACCUGACCGAGUGUGGUUUUUCAGUGGCUGGUGCUUGACACCCCUCCCCCUACAUUCCAUUGGCUGUCCCACAGCUAACAUGCUAAGCUAGCUCGCCUAGCUUCAGUUGCUGGAUCACACAGAUUCAGUGUGUUUUCAUUUAUCCUGUCACUGUGUGACAUCCAUCAUCGUAUGUGUCAACUGGCUGUAAAUCAUUGUUGGUCACAUCGAACCCGUGUUAUCGAUCCGACUGAACCAUGCAUGAAGCAUGAGAGAAACGGUACAGACAUUGUGUUGAGUGUAAAUUUGUUUUCAUUAUUUUCUACUGCAAAGUUAAACUAUUGACAACCUUUGUUACUUUUUAAAUGAACUGUGUCUGAUGUUCAUGUGGAACUCUUUGGGGUGUAGUGUAAUAGGCCUGAGAUAAUCUAAUGUAUCUACACUUCUGUUUACAGUCAUUUUAAUAUUUCCAACUACUCUUACACCGUGUUCUGCAUUAAAAUAAGAUUAUUUGAAUUUUUCAGUUUCCUACGAUAAACAUUUUUGUAUUUUUUUAAAGACUAAGUGUACUUUUUAUUUUCAUUAUUUCUCUACGAGGUCUUGAAUUUCUUGUGUAAUUAAAUGGUACUGACAAGUGUGUGAUAAGGGUCCAUGACACUUAACACACUAUGCCCCAAAGAAGUUUCUCCUGUACUCAUCGAGCAAAGAAUUGUCUGUAAAAUGAAGGUCCAUGAUUUGUUCUCACUUUUGCUUUGUUGUAUGUAGGUCUGUUCAGUAAGCUGGAUAUAAAAUGCAAAGUGUGACAUCCUUACUGUUCGCCUUGUCUGCAUUCUCCACUGUACGAAAGGAAAUAAACCUUGAAAAGGUCUCUGACGCUUCUGGCAUAAUGUUACA